Triplophysa rosa is the source of this 9145-nucleotide messenger RNA. Its product is annotated as G surface protein, allelic form 156-like. The record is from RefSeq and is a predicted model, not a curated record. The coding region runs from base 1 to 8127 and encodes 2708 amino acids. The transcript is spliced from 34 exons. Lineage: Eukaryota; Metazoa; Chordata; Actinopteri; Cypriniformes; Nemacheilidae. Gene Ontology annotation, molecular function: protein binding.
AUGGUUCCUGCAGCAAGGAGAUGGGAAGCAGUAACCUCAGGGCGCCUCCAUACAGCCAACCAGAAGGAGAACCGAACUCGCCAGAUCAGCACCGCUCCCUGUGUUCCUACUUUCAUUGUGGCCACCACAGACUGUGACACUUCCAUCACCACAGUGAGCUGGGAUUCGGCUCGUGGUGCGAGCAGGUACACCGUUCAUGCGGUGAGCACAUCAGGGCACAGCACCAUCUGCCCCAACACAGACACCACCUGUGCUUUCUCCGACCUGCAAUGUGGACAGACCUACACUAUCACAGUCACAGCUGAGGACGACAACUGUGUGAGCCUGACCAGUGUGCCCAUCACUGUCAUCACAGGUCCGUGUCCACACCGUGAUCUGAGAGCGACUCCGAACUGUGGCUCUAACUCUGCCCAAAUCUCAUGGUUGCCCGGUAACGGCACUCUAAACUAUAAUGCUUCAGCUGAGAUCGGCUCUGAUGAAGAGCACUCGGUCAGCUGUAGCACAUCUGGCUCCUCCUGCAGCAUCACUAACCUUCAAUGUGGCAGCAGUUAUCAGAUCAGCGUGACUGGACAGGGACUCAGCUGUCCCAGCCGAACAAAUGAGUGGAUUACUCUCCAGACAGAGCCAUGCCCACCCACCAACGUGUCCCUCAAGUCAUCUUGCGAUUCGGACACUGUGUCUGUUUCCUGGGCGGCUUCUCAGGGAUCUCUCGCCUACAUGGCUGUUGCAGAGAGUAGGGAAGGCCACAGGGUGACAUGCAACACCACCCAGAUGACCUGUGACGUUAGCGGUCUGCAGUGCGGACAGACUUAUGAACUUUAUGUUUUUGGUGUGGAUGGUGACUGUAUUGGAACAAGGAGUGAAGUUCGCGUUCUUGAAACAGCUCCUUGUGUUCCUCACGACGUUCAGGGUAUCCUGGAGUGCCAGUCAACUGUUCUCAAUGUCACCUGGCAACAGAGAGGUCACGCACAUCACUACCACGCCACAGUAAAAAGCAACAAUGGUGAUUUGAUGGGAUGUGAUUCAGAUCAGACCUUCUGCCAAGUACCCAACAUCCUCUGCGGCCUGACGUACAGCGUGGAGGUGGUUGCCUAUAGUGAAACCUGCAAUAGUUCCCACAGCUCUGUGCAAUAUGUCAUGUCAGCCCCCUGUGCGCCAGAGGAGAUCACAGCCGUUGUGGACUGUGAAUUAAACACUGUGUCGGUAUCAUGGGACUCUAGUGUGGAUGGUGUUCUCUACAUUGCAAAAGCAUUCUACAACGACCAAGAUUAUUUCACUUGCAACACAACAGAGACCAGCUGUGACAUCACUGUGACCUGUGGCAUGACAUAUAACGUUACUGUAGAACCAUUACAGAAUGGUUGCAUUGGGGCGAAAGCGCCAAUUCAGUACGUCAUGGCAGCUCCUUGCGUGCCCAUUAUGCUGGAUGUUGAGAUGGACUGUCUGUCUGACUCGGCUUGGCUGACAUGGGAGGAGUCAGCAGGGACAUCGCUCUACAUCGCCAUGGCAAUAGACAAUGAUGGACAGUUGCUUCAGUGUAACUCAACUGAGGGCCAGUGUACAGUUGAGCAGCUGCAAUGCAGUAAAUUCUACAACUUCAGCGUGAUGGCGUCUAACAUGCAGUGCGACAGCCCCAACAGCAACACUUUGAGAUCCGAGACUGCCCCUUGUCCUCCCCAGAAUGUGCUCACAUCAGUGGGCUGUGACACUGGUAAAGUCAGUGUGAUGUGGGAUGAGAGCGUUGGAGCUUUGAGCUACACAGCCACGUUAGAACUUGCUGAUGGCGAGACCACCUGCUGCACGGCAGACUCUACUUUCUGUGAGGUCACUUCCCUUCCCUGUGGCCAGAUGUAUGUGCUGACGGUCACUGCCGAGGGACGGACGUGCAACAGCUCCCAGAGCACUGAGGUCAUCGUACGAUCGGUCCCCUGUGUUCCGGAGGCUCUGGUGUCUAAAACGAGCUGCACUGAUAACGUAGCUACCAUGACAUGGGCGAGCAAUGAGGCCGGUGAGCUCUACACUGUAACGGCCUUCAGCGUUGAUAGGGAGUUCUUCGAUAGCUGUUCAGGGUUCAGCCAGUCAUGUGAUCUCAUGAUGCUGAAAUGUGGUGUGCCAUACAUCGCUACGGUGACAGCACAGGACAGCAUCUGCACCAGCCCACCCAGUGCAGCAGCUGUAAUUCGGACAGUGCCCUGCGUUCCUGAGUAUGUGACUGCCAGCGUGAGCUGCCAGGAGAACGCCCUGUCCAUGUUCUGGCAGGAGAGCGCGGGAGCAGACUUGUAUACGGCUACCCUCAUGGACACUAACGGACGUUCCACCACAUGUCAGAGUAUGAAUGACACCACCUGCAUGGUCAGUGGACUUGCCUGUGGAGAGAUCUACUAUGUGAGCGUGGUGGCAUCGGACGGGUACUGUGACAGCCUGCCCAGUGCUGUCAUUGACACACACUCAGUUCCCUGUAUGCCUCGUAACACCCGGGCGCUGGUCGACUGUCAGUCUAGUACAGCUGUGUUGUCAUGGCAGACGGGUGGCGGGGCGAUGCAGUACACGGCCACAGCGCUCAGCCAGUCUGGUCAUAUUCUCAGCUGUGAAAGUAAUGAAACCAAUUGUGAACUGGCAGACCUGGCCUGUGGAGAGAGCUACAACAUCACGGUGUUGGCACAGGGACAGACCUGCAGCAGUUCUGCUGUCAUGAGUGGACACCUGAUGGCAGGUCCCUGUGUACCCCAGCAUGUGGAAGUAGAGUACAGCUUGUCUAUUGGGCAGUUGUCUUGGGAUAGGACCAAAGGUGCUUCAACGUACACUGUGCAGGCUUCUACUGAACUGGGAUCAGUGCUUUCCUGUUCCACCAGUGACACCUCCUGCGCCAUCUACGACAUGUCCUGCAGUCAGACAUAUGACAUCACUGUUACAGCACAGAAUAAUGUUUGCCAGGAUGUUGCUGUGUCUGUAGCAGCUACACUAGAAACAGAUCCCUGCCCACCACAGAACGUGCACAUCCAUCUGAAUUGUUUAAGUGAUGAAGGAGACGUGUCGUGGGAGGAAAGCAUAGGGGCAGUGGCAUAUGUGGCAUACCUGGAGGGUCGUAAUGGUCACAGCGUGUCCUGCUACACAACGGGAUCCAGUUGCAGUGUGACAGGGUUGAUGUGUGAUACUAUUUACCAAACUCAAGUGCAUGCCAUCGGAAGAACUUACAACAGCACAGACAGCGAAACAGUUCUCAUUACAUCAGCCCCCUGUCCGCCAGACUCCAGUUCGGUUGCUGUUGAUCUGAAUUGUGAGAAUGCCACGGCAUUGAUCACCUGGGACUGGAGUGAUGGAGCUACUUCCCAUGAGCUCACUGCUACCAGUAGCGAUGGCCACUUUGCAUCCUGCGUUUCAGAAGAAAAUUACUGCAAUAUCAGCGAGCUAGCAUGUGGGCAGACUUACAUGGUCAGCCUCACUGCAAUCAAUGACCAAUGUCAGGUUACCCAUGACGCAUAUGUCACUUUCCAAACAAGUCCUUGUGCUCCACUGCGUGUGGACGUGGACUUUCAAUGCCAGUCUAGAACAGCCAUAAUUACCUGGGAACAAAGUGACAAUGUGCUUUACUACCUUGUAAGUGCCACCCUGAGCCCAGGAGAAGCAACUACAGUUUGUAACUCUACAAGUGACAGGUGUGAGCUGACCGGGUUGCAGUGUGGAGAGGAGUAUGCCUUCACUGUAACGGCCUACAACGAAGUUUGCCACAGUGACGUCAGCAGUACUGCAUACAUUCACACAGAGCCUUGUCAGCCAACCAAACUGAACAUUAUAGGAUCAUGUGAUAACAACACAGUUCUCUUGAACUGGGAUGACAGCAGAGGUGCAUCAAAUUACAUGGUGCAUAUAUUAGGCAACCUGGGAUAUGGCGACUCCUUCCAGACAUCUGAAUCUAUCCUAGAGCUGGAGCUUCUCUGUGGACAGACCUACACCUUUACCACAGUGGGGCAAAAUGAUCUCUGUGAGAGUAUAGAGAGUGCCCCAGUCCAGUUUACGUCAGUCCCAUGUGCACCGUACAAUGUUGAGACCUUUGCACAAUGUGAGGAUAACCUUGCUGCUGCCAGCUGGGCUGCCAGCGAUGGAGCAGAUAUUUACACCGCCAUUGCCGUAGGAGAGGAUGGCCACACCCAUGUGUGCGUGACAAACACUACCAACUGUAUUUGGGAUGACUUACAUUGCAGUGAGAUCUACACCGUCCAUGUAAUUGCCAACUCGCAAGCCUGCAGCAGUGCACCCAGUAACAGCACAACCAUCCACAUGGCUCCAUGCAUCCCUCAUAACCUAAAGUCUGCUUUUGACUGUCAACUGAAAGUGACUUCCCUCACCUGGGAAGCAAAUGAAACUGCCGAGCUGUACGUGGUGUCUGCCGAGUCCACCACCGGCCACCAGGUGGAGCUCUCCACUGGUAACACAAGUGCCCAGAUCUCUGAGUUCAGCUGUGGUCAGCAGUACUAUGUUACUGUGAUUGCUGUUGAACAGAUAUGUAGGAGCCGUGCCAGCAAUGUUUUAGUUCUUCAAACAGAGCCUUGCAUUCCAGUGUCUGUCUUUGGCUUUAUGGAUUGCAUCUCCAACAUUGCCACAGUGUCUUGGGAACCAGCUGAUGGUGCAGAAUACUAUACAGCAACUGUGCAAGGUCCAGAUGGGCCAUUGGGAACAUGCAUGUCUUGGUCAGUGAGCUGUGGCAUGCCCAAACUGUCCUGUGGUGAAUCAUACAAUGUUUCAGUGAUUGCCUCCAGUCGCCAGUGUAACUCAACUCCCAGUGCACUUAGUACUUUUAACACAGUGCCCUGUGUUCCUACGGAUGUGUCUGUGGUGAUGAACUGUGACACUGCUGAAGCACAUGUGUCAUGGAACGCAAGCAAUGGGGCAAUGUACUACACCGCUUAUGCCUGGAGCCAAACAUUUGAUUUCUUGUCCUGCACCAGCAGUGGUCCAGAUACCUAUUGCAUUAUGAGUAAUCUCACCUGUGGAGGCGAUUACACUGUCCAGGUGGUUGCUGAAGGUCACGAAUGCUCCAGUCUGCCCAGUGAGGCGGCACACUUCCGCACAGUUCCCUGUGCACCAGUAAUUACUGUGACACACUUGGAUUGCAACACUGACUCUGUACAGCUGCAGUGGACUCACAUUGAGGGCAAAAUCUCAUACACUGCUGAAGCCAGCACGCCUGGAGGUCUGAUCUCUACCUGCUCCAGCAACAACACUCACUGUGAACUGAGAGGACUGACUUGUGGACAGACAUACAGUGUUAGAAUGAUGUCAUAUGAUGGAGUGUGUCACAGCACAGAAGGAACCGCCCUGGAUGUGGCAUCUGUACCCUGUCCACCUCAGGACGUGGAGUCAACUUUACUCUGUUCUUCAAACUCUGCACACGUGGAGUGGCACACCAGCGGAGGGGCGGAGUCAUAUGAGGUGCAAGCCAUUAGCACAGACGGCCAUUUGACAGGAUGUGACAGCACAAAUACUUCCUGUGUUGUCUCUAACCUCAUCUGUGGCUCCAUAUAUGACAUCAGUGUGGUUGCCAUUGACCAUAAUUGCAAUGUUUCAAGGAGUACAAUCACAACACUGCAUUCAGCCCCAUGUGUUCCUGACCAGCCUGAGGCCAAUCUAAACUGCGGAUCAGGUGUGGUUGAUGUGUCCUGGCAGCCUAGCGGAGGAGCUGUGCUUUACACUGCUGUUGCCCAGGGCAACGGGGGCUUUGCAUCAGCAUGCAGCAGCAACAGCACUGCAUGUGAGUUCCCUGACCUACUGUGUGGACUCACCUACAGCAUCAGUGUGACAGCAUCAAACCAUGUGUGUACCAGCGCACAGAGUCAUAGCGUACUGCUGGACACAGUUCCCUGUGAGCCACAAGGAAUAGUUGGUGAAAUGGAAUGUGGAAGUCACAUGGGGGUAGUGUCCUGGGAACACGAAAAUGCAAUUGUUUCCUACCUCGUCCAUGCAUCCAGUCCAUAUGGGGAUGAAAUAAGCUGGGGCGGUUCCACCAACAGCUGCAGAUUACCCAGCAUGCACUGCGGUCAAGCCUACAAUGUCACAAUCACUGCCCAGGACAGCCAAUGUGACAGCCAAAGUGCCUUUUUAGAACUGCAUUCAGUUCCAUGCCCACCCACCAAUGUACAGGCCUCUCUCAUUUGCCCAUCUAACUCUGCCGCUGUGACAUGGCAAAGUGCCAGCGGAGCUCUGUUGUACCAGGCUGAGGGCAUCACUGUGGAUGGGACCCACACGGUGUACUGCAAUGUCAGCUCACAGACCCACUGUGAGCUGAAGCAUUUGCUCUGUGGAAGGACGUAUAACGUGUCCUCACUGUCCAUGGACCACAUGUGCAGCAGUGAAGAGAGCACAUUCACACAAGUCCAUACUGCGCCCUGUCCUCCUGAGGCUGUAGAUGUACAGAUGGACUGCUCCUCCGGUUUCAUGACUGUCACUUGGGCAGCCAAUCCAGAUGCAGAAUCGUUCCAUGUGAGGGCGACCAGUGGUGGAGAUUCCCUAUCAUGUGACUCUACUGCCACCAGCUGUUCCAUCAGUGGUUUGCCAUGUGGACGCUCAUAUUCUGUCACUGUAACAGCUGGUAGGGAUGGCUGUGAGAGCCAGCCUAGCACAGCUGUCAGUGUGUCCUCAGCUCCUUGUGUUCCCAAGGGAGAGAUAGGAAACCUGGACUGUGUUACAAACUCGGCCUGGGUGUCGUGGUUACAAGCAGAAGGGGCCGAGUCUUACUUCGUGCUGGCAGUGGAAAGGGAUGGAGCCAAUUCUAGCUGCUCGACUACAGCCCAGCACUGCAACAUUCCUGACUUGCUGUGUGGAGCCACAUACACCUUCCAUGUGACUGCUGUGAAUUCAUUAUGCCACAGCGGGCCCAGUAACACCUUCCAGAUUCAGACAGCUCCAUGUGCUCUCACCUCCAUCACUGCACACACAGACUGUUACAGCAGCCAAAUAACAGUCAACUGGCAGCUGAACGAAGGCUCUUCCUUGUAUGUGGCCACAGCAGAAGGUCAUGACCAAAGCAUCCUGGUGUGCAACAGCACAGGCACUUCCUGUGACCUCACGGGAGUGAAGUGUGGAAUGCAGUAUACCAUUUUAGUCUCCGCCUCCUCCGACAAAUGCAGCAGUAUGCGGAGCCCUCCUCACAAGAUUAAAACAGCCCCCUGUGUUCCUCAAAAUGUGUCACUGGAGCCAUUGUGUGAUUUGAGUGGGCUGAAGAUAUCAUGGUCCCACUCUGUGGUGGCCGAGUCAUACUCUCUCGUGGCCGUGGGCGGAGACGGGGAUGUCCGCACGUGCACGAGCACCACCAACAACUGCACCUUGUCCCACCUGCACUGUGGGCAGCUUUACAACAUUGGCAUAACUGCUUCGGCCGGAAACUGCAUCAGCCUGGCCAGCCAGCAGGUCACCUUCCACACGGUGCCCUGUGAACCUCAGGACUUUAGUGUGGCCAUGCAGUGUGAUACCAGGACAGCCACACUCUCAUGGGCCGAGAACCAUGAAUCUCUGAAGUACUUCGCAUUGGCCCAAACAGACGAUGGGUAUACACUUCACUGUGACACCACUGGUACUUCCUGUACCAUCCAGGGAUUGACUUGUGGGACAGUGUAUAACUUCAGUGCACAGGCCUCAGAUGGGACCUGUAACGGCUCGCUCAGUGUGCCAGUACAGCAUGGGGCAGUCCCAUGUCCUCCUGCCAACGUGAGGGUGAGGACCCAUCUGAUGGGCGACGCAACUCUACUCAUGACCUCGUGGAGUUCUGUGAGCUGUCCUGAUGUCAGUUACCUGGUGCAGGUGACUGGGCAUAUCCAGAACAACCCUCAGAUGCUCAUGGAAGUGUCAUCCUAUUGGACAGACCGCAACUUCUUUGAGCUUCCUGUGCCUUGUAGCACCUCUUACUAUGUGGAUGUCCUUGCACAAAAUUCAGCUGGGGCCAGCAGACCAUCUCAGGCCGUUAAUGGUACCACAGUUCCCUGUCCAAUGGAUGUCACUUUCACAGGCCAAACCCAAAAUCGCCGAAAAAGAGAUUUAAGAGGAGCAGGACUGACCCUUGAUGAGCUGUCUGUCCCUGAAGUGAGGUUGGUCUCCCGUGAGGGGGGCCAUGUCCUACACAAUGAUUUUGAGUGAGGACACUCCACCUCAAGUUAUGAAAGAGGUUCUGUACAUCUAUGAUCAGACUUCUGCAGUUCUACGUGACCUUAAACCUGACAUGCGCUACUGUGUCAUCCUGUCUGCCAAAAACUCCAACAACGACAGCGCCUAUUCCAAGCCUGUGUGUCACCACUGGGGUCUCCGGAUAAAGUCACGUCCUCCAGCAUAAACUGUACAGGAAUGUAGAUACAAAGCCAACAGUUACGGGUUCUGAUAUAGUGUCUUCCUCUCAUUUCUUUCGUCAUCAGUACUGGGAUUGGGUUAUUAAAGGCAACUGAGCAGAAUCAGCUCAUUUGACAAAAUUGAAAUUUGUUGAAAAAUAUAAUAAAAAAUGUUUGUGAUCAUCUGAACUGAUUAUGUUUGCUUAAAUGAUACUUCAUAAUGAACCCAAUCAUAACUGAACUAAUUAUUAAGAGUUUAAUAAUGGAACAUCUUAUAUGUAAUCAUUUCUAUUGAUUGAAAUGAAGAUUUUAUGAAAUUGUUAAAGAAAAUAAUUAAAAGUUUGUAGCAGAUGUGAUUUCUUGUAUGUGGUAACAUUAGAAACAUGAUGUAACUUUUUUAAAAUAAAGUUUUAUAUUUAUCAUAAAAAAGAAAAUACUUUUCUGUAAUCAGGUUAUGAUUGUUUCAAUUGUUUUAAUCAAUAAUGUUUGUAGUUAGAAGAAAUAAAUUGGUAAAUUAUCAAGCAUUAUUUUAAAUCUAUAUUUCAUGUCUGAUGUACUAUACAACAACACAAAUAGCUCUUUGAGCAAUUUGCAAUAAUAGUUUUAUGCCUAAAGCCAUAUGAAAGAAUACAAGUCUGAAUGAAAACUAUAAUAUGUGAUUCAAAUGAUGAGCCAAGCAAUGUACUAAUAACUUCUGUCUUGGACUUUACUUUUUCCUAGUAAUGGUUUUCUUCAUGAUUAAAUCAAUAAUCUAAAAACAAUCUUGCAUGCUGGACGUCCUAACAAAAAUAAAAAAACAACCCUCUUUCUCUCAACAGGUAGUCUGGCUUUUG